Messenger RNA from Acytostelium subglobosum LB1, 2043 nucleotides. RefSeq lists its product as hypothetical. The record is from RefSeq and is a predicted model, not a curated record. Gene Ontology annotation, molecular function: myosin heavy chain kinase activity; ATP binding. Gene Ontology annotation, cellular component: actomyosin contractile ring. Bases 1 to 2043 code for a protein of 680 amino acids. The transcript has a single exon. NCBI's taxonomy places the organism in Eukaryota, Evosea, Eumycetozoa, Acytosteliales, Acytosteliaceae. Gene Ontology annotation, biological process: protein phosphorylation.
AUGUCAAUGGGCGUGGCCAAGCAGCAGCAGCAACAGCAGCAACAGGUACAACAGCAGCAGCAAAAUACCAAUCCAUUCAUUGACGACCAGACCGGCCUGCCAAUGCCAAGCAUGAACAACAGCGGGCCACACUUUAGUCAGCAGCCCCCUCUUCCCCAACAGCACAUUAACAGUAUACUGUCGCCUACGGUAUCACCGUCGCCAUCACCAGUGCUGACAAACACGCCACACAACAUCGUUGUUCCUCCAGCCAACUACAGCAACCUGAACAAUGGAUACCAUGUAAUCUCGCCCUCACCGUCUCCCAUGCCCUACCAACAGAACCCGCCAAUACCCUCUAUCAACCCCUUCAACAACGCUGCCGCCGCCGCUCUACAGCAUCCCAAGCCACAACAUCCAAAUGGACAAUACCUGACGCAGCAGCAACAGCAACAAGUACAGCAGCAACAGCAACAACAGUAUUUACAGCAACAAGCACAAGCACAAGCCCAAGCCCAAGCCCAAGCUCAGGCUCAGGCUCAAGCACAGGCCCAGGCCCAAGCUCAGGCCCAGCAAUACCAAAUUCCACUUUCUUCAUCAGCACCUGUACAACCACCGCACCAUUCACCUAUUCCAAUACAACCGCAGGCUCACUCGCAGUAUCUGCCUCAGCAACAGUCACAACAACAAUGGAUGCCAUUCCAGAGUGCGCCAAUGCCAGUCCAGCAACAGCAACAACAGCAACCAAUCCAGCCACUGCAGCAGGCUCAGCCACUGAAUCUGCAGCAGUCGCAGGCACAGGUGCCAAACUCGCAGGUGAAUCCACAGGCCACACCUCAGACCGAGGAGGAGCAGAGUGUGUCGGACAUUAUCAACCUGAAGAAGCUCUACGACUUGGGCAUGAUGGACAAGGAGGAGUUUGAGCACCGACGACGACAGAUCGUGGACAACAUCACUAAGACGACUUCGCCGCUCAUCCAGCAGCCCGCUCAGACACCAGUCCAAUCGCAAGUGCAGUCCGCCCCAGCGGUCGUCCAGGCCCCACCAUCCGCGGCACCACCCGUCAAUACCGUGCCCGACCAGCGUCUGACUGGCACCGAGCGUGUGAUCAGACAUAGGUUCGACGCCAAGCUGGGCAAGUGGGUCCAGACCGCCACCAUUGUCAUCACCGAGCAGACGCCAUUCGCCGAGGGUGCCAUGAGAAAGGCCUUCCGCAUGAAGGACCUCUCUGCUGAGGGACCCACAUCGCAGAUGGUCGCAAAGUUGUUUAGAGACACGAAUGAGGACCGCAUGGUCUACUUCAAGGAUGUCGAGAUGCAGACAUACGCACGAGAGAUUGCCGAGCGAUUCAACGCACGCAACCCGCCCAAGAAGAUCGACUUUGUGCCAGCGUUCGUGAUGGAGCUGAUCGAGCGACAGGGCAAGCCGUUCUGCGCGGUCGAGUACUUCAUCGAGGGCAAGUACGAGAAGCACAACAACAACUUUGGCUUCAAGAACGAGUGCGACAGGAACACGCCACAGGCAUUCAGUCACUUCUCCUACGAGGACUCUGGCUGCCAGUUGAUCGUGGUCGACAUCCAGGGAGUUGCCGACGUCUACACCGACCCACAGAUCCAUUCGUCGGACGGCCAAGGCUUUGGCAAGGGCAACCUUGGCAUUGAGGGCAUCAAACGAUUCUUCUCCACACAUCAGUGCAACGCCAUCUGUCACCAUCUGGGUCUGAGCUCCGUCAAUCCCAAGCCACUGAGUGAAGAGUCUGGCACUGUGCCUCGUCCUCCCAGCCAAUCAUACGUGCAUCCAUCAUUUAUAUACCCACCGAAUCUGCAACAGUCGUUUAAUGUUCACUUCCCGCCAUUGAAUCCACAACCACAACAUCAAUCACAACAACAACAGCAACAACAGCAACAACAAGUUCCACAACAACAACAACAACAAGUGCAAGCACAACCACAGGCAGCAUCAAGCAGUCAUAUUCCUCCACAAACUCCACUGCCACCAGUACCACAGAAAGAGAAGCCAAAGAUCGAAGCCAUUGGUGAUAUCAUCAGGAAGAUUAUAUCCUAA